AGCGUUCUGAUUCAUUCAGCUUUUGCAUUUUCGGAAAGGCGGCUGCACAUAAACUACACAGUUUCUGUCGACCAAACGUGUCCAAACCGCAUCGUUGAGUGUAUAAUAGUUAAUAGUUUAAAAGUAAUUGGGAAACGUUUCUACUGCACAUGUUUUAAAUUGUGUGAUGCCAGUUCGCUCUGCUAAUCCGAUACGCGCUAGAAGUUUGAUCCGAGACAAUUUGGAGAAACAGGCUGGUUGUCUAAAUUUAAUCCACUCCAGAAUGCCGAACAUCAAAGUGUUUUCGGGCACCUCGCAUCCGGAUCUGGCCCAGCGGAUCGUCGAUCGUCUGGGAAUCGAUCUCGGCAAAGUGGUUACAAAGAAGUUUAGCAAUUUGGAGACUUGUGUGGAAAUUGGGGAAUCGGUGCGCGGCGAGGAUGUAUACAUCGUGCAGUCGGGAUCCGGCGAGAUCAACGAUAACUUGAUGGAGCUGCUGAUCAUGAUCAAUGCGUGCAAAAUCGCCUCAGCCUCUCGUGUUACAGCUGUGAUUCCUUGCUUUCCAUAUGCCCGCCAAGACAAAAAAGACAAGUUGGCAGGCAGUGAGGAUAAUGCGGAAAGCAAGAAACUAGCCAAGAAAAACUACGAUUGGAAAUUUAGGAGUCGUGCGCCCAUCUCGGCCAAAUUGGUGGCCAACAUGCUGUCCGUCGCUGGAGCCGAUCACAUCAUAACCAUGGAUCUGCACGCCUCACAAAUUCAGGGUUUCUUUGAUAUACCAGUUGAUAAUCUCUAUGCCGAGCCUGCGGUACUGAAGUGGAUCAAGGAGAACAUUCCCGAGUGGAAGAACUCGAUCAUUGUGUCGCCCGAUGCUGGCGGUGCCAAGCGUGUCACCUCGAUUGCCGAUCGCCUGAAUGUGGAGUUCGCUCUGAUACACAAGGAGCGCAAGAAGGCCAACGAGGUGGCGUCCAUGGUUCUGGUGGGCGAUGUCAAGGACAAGAUUGCCAUCCUGGUCGAUGAUAUGGCCGACACAUGCGGCACCAUUGUGCAUGCCGCCGAUCGCCUGGUGGAAGCUGGAGCCACCAAGGUUUAUGCCAUUCUGACGCAUGGAAUUUUCUCGGGUCCUGCGAUUUCGCGGAUUAACAAUGCCUGUUUCGAGGCGGUGGUUGUGACCAAUACCAUACCACAGGAUGGACAUAUGCGGGAUUGUCCCAAAAUCCAGUGCAUUGAUGUCUCGAUGAUGUUCGCCGAGGCCGUCAGACGGACACAUAACGGCGAGAGUGUCUCGUAUCUCUUCUCAAAUGUUCCAUACUAAGCCACAUAUAAAACAACCGGCAGUUAAACCAGCAAACGUUUAAUACAGCAACCAGAACACCGUUAGCAAGCUACCGCAAAAACACAACUUUAACAGCAAUUUGUAAUGCAACCAACAACCACAACAAUUUGAGACAAAAUAUUUUGCCAUCAUCAUCGUUAUAUAUUUUUUAUGGAUUAACUAUUGUAAUUAAAGCAAAUGCAAACUCAGUAGAUGGGAAAUCGUCAUUAUGUAAUUAUACUAAAUAGAACCUUAAAGAUAACACUAAACAACACAAAAAAAAAAAAAAAACAAAAACAAAAACAGAA
Drosophila gunungcola (fruit fly) is the source of this 1596-nucleotide messenger RNA. It is a transcript of the gene Prps, whose product is annotated as ribose-phosphate pyrophosphokinase 2. Gene Ontology annotation, biological process: ribonucleoside monophosphate biosynthetic process; purine nucleotide biosynthetic process; 5-phosphoribose 1-diphosphate biosynthetic process. Gene Ontology annotation, cellular component: ribose phosphate diphosphokinase complex; cytoplasm. The record is from RefSeq and is a predicted model, not a curated record. The transcript has 9 exons. Lineage: Eukaryota; Metazoa; Arthropoda; Insecta; Diptera; Drosophilidae. The coding region runs from base 167 to 1288 and encodes 373 amino acids. Gene Ontology annotation, molecular function: ribose phosphate diphosphokinase activity; magnesium ion binding.